CGAGGACCCCGAGACGUUUCUGACGCCCCACGAAGAAGCCGAGCUGCUGCUGGGGGAGCUGCUGGCGAUGCGUUUUGGGAUUGACGCUCCUUUCCAGUCCUUGCAGGGUUUGGGGGUUUUGGACGUCUGCCUUGCCACGGGAAUUGUAAAAGACAUUUUCCCGCUGCACCUGCCCGAGGCCCGGCUGGCUAUACACCUCAAGCUGCAGCAGCUGCAGCAGCAGCAGCAGCAGAAGCAGAAGCAGAAGCAGCAGCCGCAGCUGCAGCUCGCCAAACCCUCGGCUUCUCUGGAGUCCAUGCUUGCGGCGUACUGCGGCUUCCCCACAGUGUCGCUGUUUGUGCUGCUGCGCGGCUGCUGGCGUUGGUGCUCCUCUUUGCUGCUGCUGGAGCUGCUGCUGCUGCUGCUGCAGCAGCUGCUAUUCCGCGGGGUGGAGGAGGCGUCUCGCGUGCGUUCAAUUGCUGCAGCAACAGCAGCAGCAGCAGCAGCAGCAGCAACGUCCACCUCCCUCGCCACGCAGGCCGUGGGAGCAGCAGCAGCAGCAGGAACCCUAGCUUGGGGUGUAUCUACAGACCCCCUGGGCGUGCUGCUGACUUCUAAUGCUUUUAAAGCAGCAGCAGCACUUGCUGUUGCUCUUGCCAUUCCCGUUUUCCUCGUUUCGUUGCAGAAGAAGGUAACGAACGAAGGGUUUAGGGUUUAG
Molecule: messenger RNA, 697 nt
Organism: Eimeria tenella
Lineage: Eukaryota; Apicomplexa; Conoidasida; Eucoccidiorida; Eimeriidae
Exons: 3
Source: RefSeq, a predicted model, not a curated record